Guyanagaster necrorhizus is the source of this 921-nucleotide messenger RNA. RefSeq names its product serine threonine protein phosphatase. Gene Ontology annotation, molecular function: protein serine/threonine phosphatase activity. The record is from RefSeq and is a predicted model, not a curated record. The transcript is spliced from 7 exons. The coding region runs from base 1 to 921 and encodes 306 amino acids. Lineage: Eukaryota; Fungi; Basidiomycota; Agaricomycetes; Agaricales; Physalacriaceae.
AUGCCUAGCGAUCUCGACAGCCAAAUAGCCCAGCUUAGCCGCUGCGAACCGAUAUCCGAGGCCCAAGUGAAGACGUUGUGUAUCAAAGCCCGGGAGAUCCUCAUCGAGGAGGGCAACGUUCAGGUUGUCGACUCGCCAGUUACAAUAUGUGGUGACAUACAUGGCCAGUUCUUUGAUCUGAUGGAGCUGUUCGCAGUGGGAGGAUGGUGUCCAGAGACGAACUACCUGUUCAUGGGCGACUUUGUUGACCGCGGAUUCUACAGCGUAGAAACAUUUCUUCUUCUCCUGGCCCUGAAAGUGCGCUAUCCGGACCGUAUGACGCUCAUCCGAGGGAACCACGAGAGUCGACAAAUAACCCAGGUAUACGGGUUUUACGAUGAGUGUCAGCGGAAGUAUGGCAGCUCUAAUGUAUGGCGUUGGUGCUGCGAGGUAUUUGACUAUCUUGCUCUCGGUGCAAUCGUCGACGGUCGCGUCUUCUGUGUGCAUGGCGGCCUCAGUCCUAGCCUCGCCAGUAUAGAUCAGAUUCGGGCCAUAGAACGAAAACAAGAAGUGCCACACGAAGGACCGAUGUGUGAUCUCCUCUGGUCAGAUCCAGAUGAUACUAUAACAGGUUGGGGCCUCUCCCCUAGAGGCGCAGGCUUCCUCUUCGGCGCUGAUAUAACGAAAAACUUUGCGCAUCACAACGCGCUAGACCUUAUCGCCCGUGCACACCAGCUUGCAAUGGAGGGAUACAAGCUGAUGUUCGACAGAAUGAUCGUCACUGUGUGGAGUGCACCGAAUUAUUGUUAUCGGUGUGGGAACGUCGCGUCAAUAUUGGAGCUGGAUGAGCACCUUGGGCAGGAGUAUAAAGUGUUCAGUCAUGCACCGAUGGACGUACGAUCUAUACCUACGAAAAGACCUCCCCCAGAGUAUUUCUUGUAA